UUUGACAGGUUACAUAAGUUUUCAUCUUCGUCUCGAUUCGAUCGACGGAAGUUCAGAGUGCAGCUUUGGUCGUCUUUUUUUCCCGGAAAAAAUCGUUUGCCAGCCUUCCAGAAGUUCCCGGUAAACCGCGCGAAGCAGCAACGAUGGCCUCCCGCAGAAUUGCCCAAUCCAGCGUCAACUGGGCCGCCCUGGCCGAGCGCGUUCCGCAGAGCCAGAAGCCUAACCUCGCCGCCUUCAAGUCGAUGAGCGACAAGUAUCUGCGAAGUGUCAUUGUCAACCCGGAAACUCCGCCGAAGAUUGACUGGGCCCACUACCAAAAGAGUGUCCCGAUCGCCGGCAUGGUGGACAAGUUCCAGAAGGCGUACGAGGCGCUGCAGAUUCCGUACCCGGCCGAUACCGUGACCGCGCAGGUCGAGGCCCAGGAGAAGCAGGUCAAGGAGGAAAUCGCCAAGUUCUGCAAGGAUUCGGAGUCUCGCAUCGCCGACUACGCGAGCCAGAUUGCCGCCCUGAAGGCACUGCUGCCGUACGACCAGAUGACCAUGGAAGAUUACCGCGAUGCGUUCCCCGACCAAGCUCUGGACCCGAUCAACCGCCCGACUUUCUGGCCACACUCCCCCGAGGAGCAGGAGAUUGGAGCUCCGAACGCCGAGCCGCACCAUUAAGGGCGGGGAAAUUUCGAAACUUUGCAACAGAAAACAUCUGCUGUUUAGAACACAACAUCAAGUUGAAAAUUUAAUAAACAUGGAAAGUCGAUCGUAAAAAAA
Molecule: messenger RNA, 764 nt
Organism: Culex pipiens pallens (northern house mosquito)
Lineage: Eukaryota; Metazoa; Arthropoda; Insecta; Diptera; Culicidae
Product: ATP synthase subunit d, mitochondrial-like
Exons: 3
Coding region: 144-662 (172 amino acids)
Biological process (GO): proton motive force-driven ATP synthesis
Molecular function (GO): proton transmembrane transporter activity
Source: RefSeq, a predicted model, not a curated record